AUGAUUUCCGUGGCGUCCGUCCUCUCUCUGCUGGCGCUGUCGGCCCCGGCCCUCGCCGGGUCCGGGUGCUCUCCCACCGCCACCAUUUCCAAUGGCACCGUCAUCGGCUUCACGGAUAGAUCCAGUGCCGUAGACAAGUUCCUCGGCAUUCCCUACGCGGAGCCACCGGUCGGUGAUCUCAGACUGGCGCUGCCGGAGCCUCUUCGAAGCCCUUUCGGGUCUCUAAAUGCUACCGCAUUCGGUCCCGCCUGCUACGGAAAGAAGGACAUCGGCCCCCAGAGCGAGGAUUGCCUCACCCUCAAUAUCUGGAGGCCUGCUGGCACUGCGCAAGGAGAUAACCUCCCAGUUUUUGUGUGGCUCUUCGGAGGUGGCUUGACAGGCGGCGAUGCGUCUGACCCUCGAACGGAUGGCACGCAAAUGGCCCGCAUCUCGGAGGAGCUCGAUAUCCCCAUCAUCGUCAUAUCUCUUAACUACCGUGUCGGCGCCUUUGGCUUCCUUAACGGUCAGGAGAUGACCGACUUGGGUCUCCUCAAUCUCGGUAUGCUUGAUCAGCGCCUCGCUCUUCAUUGGGUGCAGGAUAACAUCGCAGCCUUUGGCGGCGACCCUACCAAGGUCACUCUUGGAGGCGAAUCGUAA
Molecule: messenger RNA, 636 nt
Organism: Parascedosporium putredinis
Lineage: Eukaryota; Fungi; Ascomycota; Sordariomycetes; Microascales; Microascaceae
Source: the annotation of a GenBank genome assembly